AUGGCUGCAGAAUUAAAAGAUCACUUCAUCAAAGAGAUCCAAUCCUUCAAGUCCCCUCCCCCAAGAGAAGUGGCGCCCAUUCCAAAGGUAGGCGAGCCCGCCCCGGAACACGAGAAGCUCAAGCUGCCCCACGAUAAGCCCGCCGUCAUCGUCUUCCUGAGACAUUGUGGCUGUCCAUUCGCAGAGAAGUCCUUUCGUAACUUGGUCGCCUUCUCCAACACGCACGCCGGCAAGAUAUCCUGCAUAGCCAUCUCCCACUCCAGCCAAGAAGCCACCGAGAAAUGGAUCCCCGAGGUCGGCGGCGAGUGGGAGACCGAGGUGAUCGUCGACGAGGACCGCGACCUCUACGCCGCUUGGGGCCUGGGCUUGAGCUCGUAUUGGCACGCCGUGGGGCCUAUGAGUAUAUACAACGCCGUGCAGCUGGGCAAGAAUGAGGGCAUCUGGAACAAAACUGUCGACAGCGGGACACGGUGGCAGACGGGCGGCGCUUUUGCUGUCGAUAGGGGAGGGAAGGUAAGGUGGGCCAGUAUCGCUAAGACGGCUAGUGAUAUUCCGGACCUGGAUGCCGCACUGAGGGCUUUCAUGGAGGUGCCCACCGAGACUCCAUGA
Messenger RNA from Cryphonectria parasitica EP155, 609 nucleotides. RefSeq lists its product as uncharacterized. Bases 1 to 609 code for a protein of 202 amino acids. The transcript is spliced from 2 exons. The record is from RefSeq and is a predicted model, not a curated record. NCBI's taxonomy places the organism in Eukaryota, Fungi, Ascomycota, Sordariomycetes, Diaporthales, Cryphonectriaceae.